This is a messenger RNA of Rangifer tarandus platyrhynchus (Svalbard reindeer), 2517 nucleotides long. The record is from the annotation of a GenBank genome assembly. Lineage: Eukaryota; Metazoa; Chordata; Mammalia; Artiodactyla; Cervidae.
AUGAGGGACACCCGCGGCCCAGGGGGCCAGGCGGGCUCCGGGUCUAUUCCGGGAGCCGAGCGCAGGGGCGGGCGCGGGCGGGCGGGGGCGCCGGGCGAGCAUCCUGUCGGGGGAGGGGAUGCGCGGAGGGCGCUCCCGCGGGGCCGGGGCCGACUGGAGAGCGCCGCGCCCGACGCUGCCAGCCCCGCCGGAGGCACUGCGCCCUGCUCCGCUAUCGCCGGCGCCAUGGACCGAGGCCGGGUGCUGGAGCAGCUCCUACCCGAGCUCACAGGGCUGCUCAGCCUCCUGGACCACGAGUACCUCAGCGACACCACUCUGGAGAAGAAGAUGGCCGUGGCCUCCAUCCUGCAGAACCUGCAGCCCCUCCCAGCCAAAGAAGUCUCCUACCUGUACGUGAACACAGCGGAUCUCCACUCUGGGCCAAGCUUCGUGGAGUCCCUCUUUGAAGAAUUUGACUGUGACCUGAGCAGCCUUCAAGACAUGCCAGAGGACGAGGCGGAGUCCUGCAAAGGAGCCAGUCCUGAGCCAGCCAAGAGUCCAUCUCUGAGACACACAGCUGACCUGCCUCCACCGCUCCCCAACAGGCCUCCGCCUGAGGACUACUAUGAGGAGGCCCUUCCCCUGGGACCUGGCAAAUCCCCUGAGUAUAUCAGCUCCCACAAUGGCUGCAGCCCAGCCCACUCGCUUAUGGAUGGCUACUAUGAGGAUGCAGACAGCAGCUACCCCGCCACCAGGAUGAAUGGGGAGCUGAAGAAUUCCUACAAUGACUCUGACGCCAUGAGCAGCUCCUACGAGUCGUACGAUGAGGAGGAGGAGGAAGGCAAAGGGCCACAGCCCACACACCAGUGGCCCUCAGAGGAGGCCUCCAUGCACCUGGUGAGGGACUGCAGGAUAUGUGCCUUCCUGCUGCGGAAAAAGCGCUUCGGGCAGUGGGCCAAGCAGUUGACCGUCAUCAAGGAGGACCAGCUCCUGUGUUACAAAAGCUCCAAGGACCAGCAGCCGCAUCUGAGGCUAGCGCUGGAUGUCUGCAAUGUCAUUUAUGUGCCCAAGGAUAGCCGGCACAAGAGGCACGAGCUGCGCUUCUCCCAGGGGGCUACCGAAGUCCUGGUGCUGGCACUGCAGAGCCGGGAGCAGGCCGAGGAGUGGCUGAAGGUCAUCCGAGAGGUCAGCAAGCCCGUCGGGGGCACUGAGGGGGCAGAUGUGCCCAGAUCCCCAGUCCUCCUGUGCAAGGUGGACCUGGACAAGAGGCUGUCCCAAGAGAAGCAGACCUCGGAUUCUGACAGCCUAGGCAUGGGUGACAGCUGUUCCACUCUUGGCCGUGAACAUGGCAAAGGGAAGAAGAGCAGCCUGUCAGAGCUGAAGGGUUCCAUGAGCAGGGCUGCAGGCCGCAAGAUCACCCGUAUCAUCAGCUUCUCUAAGAAGAAGGCACUGGCUGAUGACCUGCAGACGUCCUCUACCGAGGAGGUUCCAUGCUGUGGUUACCUGAAUGUGCUGGUGAACCACGGAUGGAAGGAACGCUGGUGCCGCCUGAAGUGCAACACCUUGUAUUUCCACAAGGACCGCACAGACCUGCGGACCCACGUGAAUGCCAUUGCCCUCCGUGGUUGUGAAGUGGCCCCAGGCUUUGGGCCCAGACACCCAUUUGCCUUCAGGAUCCUACACAACCGGCAGGAAGUUGCCAUCUUGGAGGCAAGCUGCUCAGAGGACAUGGGCCGCUGGCUUGGGCUGCUGCUAGUGGAGAUGGGCUCCAAAGUCACUCCCGAAGCUUUGCACUAUGACUAUGUGGAUGUGGAGACCCUAACAAGCAUCGUCAGUGCAGGGCGCAACUCCUUCCUAUAUGCAAGAUCCUGCCAGGAUCAGUGGCCUGAGCCCCGAGUCUAUGAUGAUGUUCCUUAUGAAAAGAUGCAGGACGAGGAGCCUGAGCGACCCUCUGGAGCCCAGGUCAAGCGCCAUGCCUCCACUUGCAGUGAGAAGUCCCAUCGGGUGGACCCACAGGUCAAAGUCAAGCGCCACGCCUCCAGUGCCCAUCAAUAUAAGUACGGUAAGAACCGAGCUGAGGAGGAUGCCAGGAGGUACCUGAUAGAAAAAGAGAAGCUGGAGAAAGAGAAAGAGACAAUCCGGACAGAGCUGAUGGCACUGCGGCAGGAAAAGAGGGAACUAAAGGAAGCUAUUCGGAACAACCCAGGGGCAAAGUUAAAGGCUCUUGAAGAGGCUCUGGCCACCCUGGAAGCUCAGUGUCGGGCAAAGGAGGAGCACCGGAUCGACCUGGAGCUUCGGCUGGUGACUGUGAAGGAGCGCUUGCAGCAGUCCCUGGCAGGGGGCCCAGCCCUGGGGCUCUCCGUCAACAGCAAGAACAAGAGUGGGGAAACUGCAAAUAAACCCCAGAACAAUGCCCCAGAGCAACCUCUCCCUGUCAAUUGUGUUUCUGAGUUACGGAAGAGGAGCCCAUCCAUCAUAAACUCCAAUCAAGGAAGGGUGCUACAAAAAGCCAAGGAAUGGGAAAUGAAGAAGACCUAG